Hibiscus syriacus is the source of this 1485-nucleotide messenger RNA. Its product is annotated as disease resistance protein RGA2-like. The transcript has 3 exons. Lineage: Eukaryota; Viridiplantae; Streptophyta; Magnoliopsida; Malvales; Malvaceae. The record is from RefSeq and is a predicted model, not a curated record. Bases 310 to 1419 code for a protein of 369 amino acids.
CCAGCAAUCUUGUCAAAGUUUGGCUUCAUGAGCUGAAAGAUGCACUGUAUGAUGCGGAAGACUUGGUGGAUGAUGUCCAUACUGAAGCCUUGCGGAAGGAUCUGAUGAGUGGGAACAAGCUGACGAAAGAGACUGUACCCAAAAGAUCAUACAAUCCAAGUACAAACACUUGUUCAACUUUGGAUUGCACAAGGUUUUGUAAAGCAAUCAGAGCCGAAUCAAUCACUCGAAGAGAUUGGGUUGGAUUAUUUUAAAGACUUAGCGGAAAGAAGUUUCUUUCAAGAGAUAGAAGAUUAUGAAGACUGGGGAAUGACAUGUAAAAUGCAUGAUUUAAUGCAUGAUCUUGCUGAAUCAGUAGCAGGGAGAGAGAGUAGAAUUUUAGACUCAAAUUCCAAUACAAGUGAGGUUGAUGAAAUAUGUCGUCAUAUAACAAUUGAUUUUCAAAUAUUUCCUUCUUUCAAGGGAAGGAAGAGUGAGACGAUUUGGAAUUUAAUAAUUUCAAACUGUAGGUGUUUGCGUGUGUUAGAAUUGGAUCAUUUAAAUCUUGAUAUAGUUCCACGCUCCGUUCAUAAGUUGAAACAUCUGAGGUACCUUGACCUCUCUUGGAAUACAGAUCUUCAGAUCCUCCCGAAGAGUAUUUGCAAUUUACUAAAUUUGCAAGUGCUGAAACUUUACAAUUGUUUGCAGCUUAAAGAAUUGCCAGAGAAGAUUGAAAAAUUGGUGAAUCUUACCCAUCUUUCAUGUCUUGGUUGUUAUCGCUUAACUCGUAUGCCACGUGGAAUAGGGAAGCUGACUUCGCUUCAGAAGUUAAGCCUGUUUGUGGUGGAUAAACGUGGUUCCCGUGCUGCUGCUGCUGCUGCUGCAGAUCUAAGGGAAUUGGGUGGGCUUAACAAUUUGAGGGGAAUGCUAUGGAUAUCAAAUUUGGGAUUGGUGAAAAAUGCAAAAGAGGAGUUCAGGGCUGCUAAUUUAAAAGAGAAGAAACAUUUGGAAUCAUUGGGUUUAGAAUGGGGCGACACUACAGAUGAUGAAGAGAAGUCACUUGAAGACCUCCAGCCCCAUCCUAAUCUGAAGCGUCUCCGUUUGAUAGGAUGGAGGGGCAAUGACAAGAUUCCGAGCUGGCUUUCUUUGCUCACAAAUUUGGAAUACUUAUGUAUAGAAGAUAGUCCCCAUUUGGGGGAAAGAUGCCAGAAGGACAUUGGUGAGGAUUGGCAUAAGAUUGCUCACAUCCCACGCAUUUUGGUGAAUGGGGUGGGCGCUUCCUACCCUUUCCAUUUAUUCACUUUCACAACAAUAUAUCGUGUUUUCUAUUCUCAACAUCUGAAUAUUGCUUACUUGUUUUCUAUCUUCAGGAUCUUGUGCAAGACCUACAGUAGGGCAUUGGAGUAUUUCAAGAAUAUAUAUUCGGAAAAGAGGUGGUAAUUACGUAAUUGCUUUAUGCUUUUAUAUCAUAUAUGGAAUCUCAGAAUUGCAGUUGUCUGAUAAUGA